AUGCAAUCUAACGAAGAAAUCCUGAAGUUCUUGGGAGAAGGUGCGUACGGUUUCGUUAAUCUCGUCAAAUACACUAAACGCGACGGCUCCUCGUUUCACGCCGCCGUGAAAAACUCUUACGCCGAGGACUUCGAAAAUCUUCAAAAAGAAUUUCAGAUACUUUGCGAACUCAGAGGAUAUCCAAGAAUCGUUGAAUGCUUUGGAGACAAUUUAGAAGAAGGUUUCAGCUCAUACGGAAACAAAGUCCACAAAUUGCUUCUCGAGUACGCAUCCGAAGGUAGUUUAAGUUCUUUCAUGGAAAAUUACUCCGACAGAAAACUGCCCGAACCAAUGAUUAAAGACUUUACGCGUAUGAUUGUCGAAGGUUUGGUCUGUAUUCACGGACACGGUUACGUUCAUUGCGAUCUCAAACCCGACAACCUCCUUGUGUUCCUGUGUAAAGGUUCUUCUUCAUAUGAACUAAAAAUUUCUGAUUUUGGAAACUCGUUGGAAGUCGGAGAGAUCCCUCAUUAUUGGGGAUUCGAUUUCCCGUUUGUGGGAACGCCGAUUUACAUGCCGCCGGAGUCUCUCGUUGACGGUGUCACGACUAAAACCCUAGAUCUUUGGUCGUUAGGAUGCUUAGUGUUGGAGAUGUACACUGGUGAGAUUCCAUGGCUUGGUCUCGAUAUCAAUGAUCUCGCGCUUCGUCUCCUUGAUGAUAAAGCUCCAGAGAUUCCAGAGUGUGUGCCUUGCGAUGCAAGGGAGUUUAUUGAAAAGUGUUUCUCGAAGAAACCUGAGGAGAGAGGAAGUGCAUAUGAGUUGUUGUCUCAUCGGUUUUUGUGUGGAGAAGAAGAGGAGAAGGCUGAGAAGAUAAUCGCCGUUGAAGAGAGGAGAAACUCGUUUCUAUUGAAGUUGAAACUCAAGUUGAGAAUCAGACCACGAGCUUUCAAGGAUGUUUCAGAGAAGAAGCCUCUGAAAUUUAAGAUUUUCCCAUCAAAGGCUCCACAGUUUAAGAAAGUAUUGAGUAAAAUUUUGAGGUUGAAGACUAUUAUGCCUGUCAAGACUUUGGAUUGUAACCAAGUUUGUGUUCAGUAG
Messenger RNA from Eutrema salsugineum, 1074 nucleotides. RefSeq names its product mitogen-activated protein kinase kinase kinase 17. The coding region runs from base 1 to 1074 and encodes 357 amino acids. Gene Ontology annotation, biological process: protein phosphorylation. The transcript has a single exon. The record is from RefSeq and is a predicted model, not a curated record. NCBI's taxonomy places the organism in Eukaryota, Viridiplantae, Streptophyta, Magnoliopsida, Brassicales, Brassicaceae. Gene Ontology annotation, molecular function: ATP binding; protein kinase activity.